Molecule: messenger RNA, 1047 nt
Organism: Menidia menidia (Atlantic silverside)
Lineage: Eukaryota; Metazoa; Chordata; Actinopteri; Atheriniformes; Atherinopsidae
Source: the annotation of a GenBank genome assembly
AUGAGGCUGUUAAUUCUUGUGUGUCAGCUUGGCCUGAUUUUUCAGGCGGAUGCCCAGGUACCAGAAGAGUGUGUAACCAGUGAGACAAACAGAGCUCCAGAAAAUUCUGACAUACUUGUGGACUGUGGCACAGAGUAUGUGGACCUGGCAAUCUACAUUUGUCCGGUGUACCAAGCUCUUUACAACGAAACUCUGAUGGUCCUUAAUAAUCAGCUCAACAAACCUGAGUGCUUUGGGAAAGCUGACUGGACUGUUACUCCACCUGUUUUAAAAUUCAGAUUUCCCAUAAAUGAGACGUCCCUCUCGUUCUGUGGCAACAUCUAUAAGAUAUCCACACAGGUUGGAAGUGGGGAGUUUGCUGACUUCUCAAAUGUUCAGUUUGUAAACAUCUCUGGAAUUAUUACCUCUAUAGACCCCUCUGCGGGUAUGAUCACAUAUCGCCCACAGAUCUUGUACAAAUUCUCCUGCAAUUACCCAAUGCAGUACCUGUUAAACAACACUCAACUCGGCGUAUCUGGGGUAAAUGUUGCCAUAAGAGACAACAAUGGUAGCUUUAUAAGCACCUUAAGUAUGCAGCUCUACCAAGAUGCAGAAUACCUAAAUGUACUAACUAUUCCAAACACCGGCCUCAACCUUAAAACCAAGAUUUAUGUUGCAGUCAAAGCUACCAAUUUAACGGACAGGUUCAACUUGAUGCUGGACAGAUGCUACGCCACAACCAGUCCGUAUCCUAUGCUGACCACCUAUUAUGACCUUUUCGUGGGGUGUGAACGCGAUGCGCAGACAGUGGUGGAGCACAAUGGAGUCUCACAGAAUGCCCACUUUUCUUUCGAGGCCUUCCGAUUUGUGGAGCACAAGAAUCUGACCGUGUCUACCUUCUUCCUGCAUUGUGCCACCAGACUCUGUGAGGCAUCCACGUGCAGCUCGCUCCUGCCGGACUGUACCGGUAGUCAAAGCAGGAGAAGAAGGGAAGCCGAGGACGUGCCGACUAACACUACAAUCACCUCUCCGCCCAUAAUUGUGGGCAAAAAGAGUGCCGGUGCGUAA